AUGCGAUUGAUAAACGCCAGAACCCUCGGAUUGGAGGAAUUUGUGGGCCAGAAUAUUCCUAGAUACGCUAUCCUGUCUCAUACUUGGGGACAAGAUGAAGUCACCUUCCAGGACAUGCAGACGCCAACUGCCACCAAGAAAUUGGGGUACGCCAAAAUCAAGCAUUCCUGUGAACGGGCUCUGCAAAAUAGUCUAGGCUAUGUAUGGGUGGAUACCUGCUGCAUCGAUAAAACGAGCAGUGCUGAACUUUCUGAAGCCAUCAACUCUAUGAUGGCAUGGUACGCGGAGUCCGAAAUCUGCUAUGCAUAUCUAGCAGAUGUACCCCCAAAAAUUGAUGGAAAGCUUGAUGAAGCCGCCUUUUCGCGGAGUCGAUGGUUCACUCGAGGAUGGACUCUUCAAGAGCUCAUCGCACCAGCAGAACUCAUAUUUCUGGCUCAGGAUUGGUCAGAUCUAUCCGCGAGGGAGACUUUGGCUGAUAUUAUAAGUGACAUUACUGGCAUUAGUACCUCCUUUCUACUAGUGAGGCUGCACAAUGAAGAUCUCAAAUUCGAUCUUAUGUCAACAAGCAUCGCGGAACGAAUGAGCUGGGCAUCGAACCGUGAAACAAGUCGAAUAGAGGACAUGGCAUAUUCUUUGCUGGGUAUUUUCCAAGUCAACAUGCCCCUCUUGUAUGGAGAGGGAUCUGCUGCUUUUCGAAGACUACAAGAAGAGAUCAUAAAAUAUUCCGACGAUCAAUCAUUGUUUGCGUGGAGCUUCAGAGCACCAGAACAUGAUUUGAGUCAUAAACGACCAUUGUCUAUAUCUCAGUCAUUGCUCUGGGAAAUGGUUUUUAUCUUCAAAGACUACGCAAUUCCCCCAGAAACCUCUGGAGCAAUGCAAAUUGAUUUCUCAGAUAUCGAUGGGAUGCUCGCGGAGUCCCCAGCAGCAUUUCGGGAUUGUGGCAACAUAGUUCCAUGCGACGUCAAGAAGCCGACCCCUCCCUUUUCGAUGACCAACAAGGGCCUAAGCAUAGAACUGCCACUCUUUCGACUCACAGACGGCUGUUUCGUUCUGCUUCAGUGCCAAUCCAAGACGGACCCGACUAGGCUAAUCGCCGUGCCGUUACUGAAGAUAUACGAUACCUACAGCCGAUCAAAACGAGGGAACUACGUGGCCGAUCAUGCAGCCUGGUUUAGAUGGCCCCGUAAACAGCUUUACUUUUUCCCUGAUACUGAUGCAACAUAUGCAGGCAUCAUGAAUAUGAAUCGGCCAUGUUAUUCCGUCGUUAUAAGACGUCUUCCGCCUAAUCUUGGGAUAGUGGACGUACUCCCAUCGAAUUCUGGCCGGCGGUCUGAUUCAAGAGUCGUCUUCACAAAAGCCACUGGAGACCUUGGCUUCAAUACCAAAGUCGUUUUUGUUUCGCUCCAGGACAUGGAUGACAGCAGUCUCUCGUUCAUAUUGGCUAUUAAAAUGGGAAAGCCCUUCUGGAGCUACGGUCCCAAUUGGGAUGCUACCAUCACACCUUAA
Messenger RNA from Aspergillus luchuensis, 1506 nucleotides. RefSeq lists its product as uncharacterized. Bases 1 to 1506 code for a protein of 501 amino acids. Lineage: Eukaryota; Fungi; Ascomycota; Eurotiomycetes; Eurotiales; Aspergillaceae. The transcript has a single exon. The record is from RefSeq and is a predicted model, not a curated record.